GUCACUUUUCGCACAAGAAUUUAUCACUGUAAUAUAAACAGUCAAGGAGUUAUUUGUCUAGAUAUUCUAAAGGAUAAUUGGAGUCCUGCUUUAACUAUUUCCAAAGUUCUUCUUUCAAUCUGUUCACUACUUACAGAUUGUAACCCAGCUGAUCCUUUGGUAGGAAGCAUUGCAACGCAGUAUCUUCAACAUAGAGAGGAACAUGAUCGUAUUGCCAGACUUUGGACAAAACGUUAUGCAACAUAAGUUACUGAAAAUAAAGAGCUUUUGGAUAUAGGCUUUGUCACAUGCAUAGAACAUUAAAAUUCAUUGAAAUUUGUGUAUAUGUUGGUCAUGAGUGAGUGUUUUGUUUCUAAAAUAGAAGGAUUUUUGUGUUUAUUUUUUCUCCUUGCAUGUGCAUUUUUUAAAAAUAAAUGUAUUGUGUGCCAUGCUAAGAAAUCAUUAAAGUUUGAACAUUUGCUGAUUAAAAAAGUCCUGCAUGAUUUGUGUUCAAAUUUUUACUCACUAAAUCAGUUCUUGAAGAAGUAGUUGUAAAAGGAUUAUGCAUAGUAAAAUUAUUAAUAUUUAAAUUAAUGCUUGCAAUGCCUAUAUUUGAAAACAUGUUUAUGUGCUACACUUUGUAAAUUGUGUAAGUGUUAACUUUUAGUUAUAAAUGUUUGACUUUUAGUUCUGCGGUUAAAUUCUUUGUCUUUAUUAGCAUGUGUUAUCUCUGUACAAGUCAUUAAUGUUUUUCUGAGAAAAUUUUGUUCAUUAUAAUAAUUUUGUUAAAACUAUGAUGAAAUAUAUUAAUUGAUGAUCAUUUUAUUUAUUAUCAGACAUUUGUUUCUAUAAGCAAAUUGUUAAAUACUUAAUUAUGUGUUAGAAUUUUUUUUACCAUAUUCUGUAUAUUUCAUAGAAAAAAGAAGAAAAAAUAUAUUGUUUCCACCUAUUUGACAGACCUUUAAGUGACAAAUAAAAAAUUCUUUAAAUUAA
Molecule: messenger RNA, 972 nt
Organism: Parasteatoda tepidariorum (common house spider)
Lineage: Eukaryota; Metazoa; Arthropoda; Arachnida; Araneae; Theridiidae
Source: RefSeq, a predicted model, not a curated record